Messenger RNA from Prosopis cineraria, 1368 nucleotides. RefSeq names its product gibberellin 2-beta-dioxygenase 2-like. Bases 129 to 1127 code for a protein of 332 amino acids. NCBI's taxonomy places the organism in Eukaryota, Viridiplantae, Streptophyta, Magnoliopsida, Fabales, Fabaceae. Gene Ontology annotation, biological process: gibberellin catabolic process; response to light stimulus. The transcript has 3 exons. The record is from RefSeq and is a predicted model, not a curated record.
UCCUCCAUUAUAUAUUAUAUAUAUAUAUAUAUAUCCCUUGCCGCACCUUCUCACACCCAUAACACAUCCCUCCGUUUCUCUUCCUCUCUAUAUCAACUCGGAUACAUACAUACAUAUUGAUUGCAGACAUGUUUGUACCUUCCGUUCGAACCAAGAAAACAUCGGCCGUUGGGAUUCCCACCAUCGACCUUUCGAUGCAAAGGUCUGAGUUAUCGGAACUGGCGGUGAGAGCCUGCGAGCAAUAUGGAAUCUUCAAGGUGGUCAACCAUAGGGUGCCUAAGCGGGUCCUCUUGAGAUUGGAAGAGGAAGGCAAUCGGUUCUUCUCCCAACCCGUCUCCGAGAAGCUGCUAGCCAGCCCCGCCGCUCCGUUCGGCUACGGUUCCAGGAACAUUGGUUCCCACGGCGAUGUGGGCGAGCUCGAGUAUCUUCUUCUCCAUACCGAUCCUCAAUCCAUUUCUCAGGUUUCCAAAACUAUCUCCUCAAAAGACCCUGCCAAAUUCAGUUGUGCGGUGAAUGAGUACAUAGAAGCGGCAAGGGAAGUGGCGUGUGAGAUACUGGAGCUAGUGGCGGAGGGAUUGAGGAUUCCGGACAAGAUGGCGAUCAGCAGGCUAAUCAGGGACGCGCACAGUGACUCGGUGCUGAGGCUGAAUCACUACCCUGCCACUGACCCGUGCCAUGAUGAAGUGGUGGCCACUAAUAGCAUCGGCUUUGGGGAACACUCUGACCCUCAGAUCCUCACCGUCCUCCGCUCCAACGACGUCAGCGGCCUGCAGAUCUCCACCCAAGACGGCCUCUGGAUCCCCGUCCCCCCCGACCCGUUCGAAUUCGUCGUCAUGGUCGGCGAUUCCCUCCAGGCAUUGACGAAUGGGAGAUUUAGAAGCGUGAGGCACAGAGCGGUGACGAGCGGGAGCAAGUCCAGAAUGUCCAUGAUAUUCUUUGGAGCGCCCGCACUGAAUUCCUGGAUCACUCCCCUCCCCGUGUUGCUGUCCCCACACCAGCGGCCUCUGUACAAGCCCUUCACCUGGGCUCAGUACAAGCAGGCCGCCUACUCUCUCGCCCUCCAACACGCUCGCCUCGAUCUCUUUAAAGCUCCAGACUCUCCCCUCCUCAUUUCUGCCUCUCCCUGAUCCCUCCCUAUGUUCUGGCUAUUUUCCAUCUCCAUUUUGCUGGUGUUCUUCUUCUUCUUGUUUCAAUAACUAUUUUUGAGCGUCUCCCCGUUAGUUUUGUGUAAAUCUCACCUCCUAGAUGAGGCAAUAUGUAAAUUUCUGUUGCCAUGCCAUUGGCCAUAAAUUAGUUCGGAGCCGUGCAUGUUGAAGUUCAUGACAAGAACCCAACGAACCUCGUCUUAGAAAGAGAAGUUGAGUUUAA